This is a messenger RNA of Hylaeus anthracinus, 2419 nucleotides long. RefSeq names its product tubulin alpha chain-like. The record is from RefSeq and is a predicted model, not a curated record. The transcript has 4 exons. Gene Ontology annotation, biological process: mitotic cell cycle; microtubule cytoskeleton organization. Gene Ontology annotation, molecular function: GTP binding; structural constituent of cytoskeleton. Gene Ontology annotation, cellular component: microtubule; cytoplasm. Lineage: Eukaryota; Metazoa; Arthropoda; Insecta; Hymenoptera; Colletidae. The coding region runs from base 798 to 2195 and encodes 465 amino acids.
UAAAUGUAAAAAAUCAUGCAAUUUCAACGAACAGCUGACAGAUAAAAAUAUAAAAGUUUAUCAAAGUAACGACGGAAUCAAGGAAUAUGGGGUAGAAAUGGACAAAAUUUUAUUCGAAUAAUAUUAGGCUGUCUGGAAAGUCCAUACCGAUUUUUAGUAGGCGAUACAGGUCUGAAUAUAUCGGAAUGGCUGAAAACAAAUAAAAUGUGUACAUAUGUGGUGGAAAGGUGGAAAGGUUAUGGAACAAAAUGGUACAUAUAUAAUUCAAUAAAUAUACAUCAAAAUUCAAAUAUACCUUUGAAUUUUUCUUAAAAAUAGGCAUGAACUUUCCGAACAACCGAAUAGAAACAUUUUCUUUCGUGCGCCCCUUUCGCAUGAUGGAUUCCCUAAGAGACAACGAUGAUCGUGCGAAAUAUGCCUCUCAGCCCCUCGUUUAAUUCGUGAACGCUGUCCUAUAUGAAAAAAUAGGCGGUAAGUGUUUUCAUUUUUUUUUUUCUUCGUUUAACUUCAUUACGCGAUUCACAUAGGUUGUCCAGGCAACAGUAAUAAAUUAUCACAGUACUUUUUUCCUGGCUAGCGGAAGGCCGACAUCCAAAAUUUUUCGUAAUUAAUAGGUACCCUUAAUUUCUUUUUGGUUCGGCGAUCUAAGAAAAUUCGAAAUAAUCUUCAUCUCAACGAACGUAUCGUUAAAAAAUUAUCAAAAUGGUAAGACCUUUAAUAUACGAAAUUCAAUGAUUACGAUCGUGCAACGCCUUCGCGCUUGAAAUUGAUAACAUGUCUUGAAUAACAUCGAAACAAUGUUUCCGCCCUUAAAAGGAACUUCGUCGUUUGAAAGAUGGAUUUCAUUUCAGCGUGAAUGUAUUUCAAUGCACGUGGGUCAAGCCGGCGUUCAAAUGGGCAACGCGUGCUGGGAACUGUAUUGUCUCGAGCAUGGAAUUCAACCAGAUGGAACGAUGCCUUCCGACAAGGUGUCAGGAACGAACGAUUGCUUCAAUACAUUUUUCAAUGAAACUAGUUCAGGCAAAAUGGUACCACGAGCUGUUAUGGUGGACCUCGAACCUACCGUCGUUGACGAAGUGCGAAUAGGACUGUACAAACAGCUCUAUCAUCCCGAGCAACUAAUUACCGGAAAAGAGGACGCCGCAAACAAUUAUGCCCGCGGACACUAUUCCAUCGGUAGAGAAGUAAUCGACUCUGUGAUGGACAGAGUACGAAGACUGACCGAUCAGUGUACAGGCCUUCAAGGAUUUUUUGUCUUCCAUUCGUUCGGAGGAGGUACCGGCUCGGGAUUCACUUCCUUGCUUAUGCAAAAAUUAUCCGACGAUUACGGAAAGAAAAGCAAAUUAGAAUUUGCCGUCUAUCCCGCACCACAAGUAUCCACUGCGGUCGUGGAACCAUAUAACGCAAUACUGACAACUCAUACCACAAUCGGACACUCGGAUUGCGCGUUCAUGGUCGACAACGAAGCGAUUUAUGAUAUCUGUCGGCGAAAACUCGGCAUCGAGCGUCCCUCAUACGCGAAUCUUAAUCGCCUUAUCAGUCAAGUGGUGUCCUCGAUUACCGCCUCAUUGAGAUUCGACGGCGCUUUAAACGUGGACUUGACCGAAUUUCAAACGAACUUGGUACCAUACCCUAGAAUCCAUUUCCCGUUAGCGACCUACGCCCCAGUGGUAUCGGCCGAUAAGGCUUUCCACGAGGGUAUGUCCGUCGCAGAGAUAACGUCCGAAUGUUUCGAAGCAUCUAAUCAAAUGGUAAAGUGCGAUCCGCGGGAAGGGAAAUACAUGGCCUGUUGCCUGUUGUAUCGUGGCGACGUUGUACCCAAAGAUGUGAACGCGGCGAUUGCCGCGAUGAAGGGCAAGAGUUGCAUACGUUUCGUCGACUGGUGUCCAACGGGUUUCAAAGUCGGUAUCAAUUAUCAGCCGCCUACCGUUGUUCCCGGUGGGGAUCUCGCAAAGGUACAAAGAGCGGUCUCGAUGCUGUCGAACACCACGGCCAUCGAAGAAGCAUGGGCAAAACUGAAUUACAAGUUUGAUCUAAUGUAUCAUAAACGGGCGUUUGUUCAUUGGUACGUUGGCGAAGGGAUGGAGGAAGGUGAGUUUGCGGAAGCACGCGACGAUCUCGCCGCCCUCGAGAGGGAUUACGAAGAAGUUGCUCUUGAAUCGUCGACUACACCCGAUGCUUCGCUAGAAUAUUAAAAAUAAGUCCAUACCGUUCCCUCAAAUGUAUCGGCACUUCCAGCUACCCGAAAAAGAGAAAACUAAAUCGACAUGAUCAAUUGUACCGUAUAAAGGACCUUUUUUUUUUAUACCUCGCUUAUGUUUUGUAAUUUGUUUAUUUUUGUAAUAAAAUUAAUUCUCUUUGAUGAAAUUGUUGAUAUUUUGUAAAUGAAAAAAAGAAUAUACAUUUACGAAAUACUGUU